CCUCCGAGCAUGGAUCAUGCGCUAGCCGGGCCUCAACGGGGGAAAUGGCUCGUUUCAAGAGAUGCAGAGUACAACAGCCAGAUGGAGAACCACACAUGGGACCUGGUGUACUUGCCAAAUGGGAAGAAGGCAAUACAGUGCAAGUGGCUGGCAAAAAUCAAGACGGAUGAGAAAGGAGAGCCAUCAGUUUACAAGAGCAGGCUGGUGGCAAAGGGGUUUCAGCAGAAAGAGAAGGAAGAUUACAAAGAAGUGUUUGCCCUAACUGCUAAGUCUCCAACGCUACGUGUGCUGCUGGCGGUAGCUGCUGUGCGCAAAUGGAAGGUGAAGCAGAUGGACAUCGUAACCGCUUUUCUGUACGGCAUUGUGGAAGAGGAGGAGUACAUGGUUCAACCACCUGGCUAUGAGGAUGGAACCGGUCGUGUCUGCAAACUUAACAAGGCCAUCUAUGGCUUGAAGCAGGCCCCGAGAUGCUGGUACAACAGGCUGGCCAGUGCACUGGAAGGGAUUGGAUUCCGUGCGAGUGCAUACGACGAGAGCCUAUUCCUGAUGGGCGAGGGGGAGUCGCUUGUGCUUCUGCUGGUGUACGUGGAUGACAUCCUGCUCUUCAGCAGCAGUGACAAGGAGAUCGAUGGGGUGCAGCAGAAGCUCACAGAGCAGUUCAAGUGCAAGUCACUUGGAGAGGCAAGGUACUACCUGGGAAUGCACAUUGAGCGGGAUACUGAACGUGGCUGGCUCAAACUGCAUCAGGGACAGUACAUCAACACCUUGGCUGAGAAGUACUCUCUGCAGGAAGAACGGGAAGUGGUUACACCUUUGCCUUCCGAGUUCAAACUCAUAAAGGCAGCUGAAGGAGAAGGAGUUGAGUGUGAAGACCAGAGGCAAUUCCAAUCCAUGGUCGGGAGCCUACUCUACGCUGCUGUGCAUACUCGGCCUGACAUCAGCUUUGCUGUGGGACAGCUGGCUCGAGUAGUGCAAAAUCCAACAGAAGAGCAGUGUGGUGCAGCGGAGAGAGUGGUGCGCUACCUCAAGUCAUACCCUACAGUGGGAGUACAGUAUUCAGCCUCUGCUCAACUCAGUCAGAAAGGAGUUGAAGUUCUCAAAGAGAAGGGGGAGCAGCUCGGAGAAGGAAAGGUGUUCCUUUCCUGUUUUGCUGAUGCCACAUGGGCUUCUGAGCAUGAGGAUUCAUCAUCAGUAGGUGGAUACAUCUGCAUGGUGGGAGGUGGGCCUGUAAGUUGGAGGUCCAAAAAGCAGUCUGAGACGGCACUAUCGUCAGUGGAAUCUGAGUACAUGGCGAUGUUUCAUGCAGCAAAAGAAAUCAUUUGGCUAAGGAGGCUCUUGAAGGAGAUCGGCCAUGAACAGACUUGUGCGACACCUCUGUUCAGUGACAGCAAGGGAGCCAUUGCCAUGGCACGCAAUGCAGUUCUUCAUGGGUUGAACAAGCACAUGAGGAUCAAGUGGCAUUGGCUGCGGAAGGAGGUGAAGCUUGGGACACUGGAUCCGAUCUACGUGAAAACUCAGCAACAGCCAGCCGACUUCCUUACCAAGCGGCUAGCUGAAGAGCCACACUGGAGCUGUGCGAGAAUGGCGGGAAUGUCCAUGAACUAGAGAUGGCGAAAUAAGCCGACAGUCUGAGGGGGAGUGUGUUGGUGCAUAUUCGUUUGCACGUCAUCCUGUCGUCUGUUCGCAUCAUUUCGUUGCAUGUGUUUUGUGUGCUACGUUGUUUGUGUGGUUUGUUGGGUUUGCAUGUCUUUGCAUAUUCAUCUUGUGCUUGUGCAGAUGUGCUUGGAUUGUACAUCAGAUCGAGCGCAUUCCAACGAGCCAAGAAUUGUUGGAAUCGGAGCACAUAUGAAGAAGUUACGAAUAAAUGUUUGAUGGAUUUGUUACAACUCAUUGGAAGUCCUUGGCAGCUGCUACACCAAAGUUGGAGAGCCCUAAAACGAGGAGGGACCAGCAUGUGUGGGACUUUUGUCCCCACCUUGCAGCUGCAGCAUUUGGGGUUUGGAGACCAACCUGGCACAGUGUGAAUUUUGUCUUGCCAGGCCGGCUGAACCUGAGGAUGGGGAGUCAAGACUUUGACUCUUGUCAUGUUCUUGACCAAGGGCCUCCAGGGUCCUUCCCUUUCAUCCUUCCCUUCCCACCCCACCUUCCAACUAUGCUUCAAUGCCUUUUCCAUCAUGUCUCUGAACUUGUAAGCUUCUAUUAUAG
This is a messenger RNA of Closterium sp. NIES-67, 2205 nucleotides long. The record is from the annotation of a GenBank genome assembly. Lineage: Eukaryota; Viridiplantae; Streptophyta; Zygnematophyceae; Desmidiales; Closteriaceae.